AUGGAGCUCAGCCACCCGCUCGUGCGCGUCCCCUUUGAACAGGUCAGCAGGAACUUCCGUCUGUACCACAAACAGCUCACGCGGGAGCUCGCGCACGUCAGGGCACAGCUCGGAGCACUGGAAAAAGCCGAGUCGCGUCACUGUCUCGACAUUGACACAGCUGUCGAGACAGUGGCAGAGAUUGCAGCGACGCUGCGGAACUUGAAGCACUGCGUCUCGCACAAUGGGCUCAAGCAGUUUGACGAUCUCGCGAGCUGUGUGAAGCGCGCGCGGUCGCUCAAGACGCUGCACCAGUCAACAGAUCGAGCAGAGGGCUCAGGGGGUACGCUCCUGCGCGAGGAAAAGGCUCUGCACGACCGCCUCAUUGCCGACUACUUGCUGGGACAGGGACACCUUCAGAGUGGCACACUCGUGGCCGAUACGAAAAAUCUCACGUCGCUGGUGGAUCACGAGCUCUAUGCAGAACGCCACGCAGUUCAAACGGACUUGCGGGCGUUUCAGACCACGACAGCACUCGCGUGGUGCGCUCAGAAUGGCACGCGGUUACGCCGUCUGCAGUCGUUACUGGAGCUACGUCUACGGGUGCAGGACUUUAUUGAGCUCGUGCGCGCGCGGGAGCCGCUCGAGGCCGUGCAGUACGCCCGCGCGUACUUCUCGUCGUUAGCACUGCAACCGGACGACCAGGUGAUUCGGGAUGCCGCGAUCAAUGACGUGCAAACAGCGCUCGCGACGUUGGCAUUCGAGGCGCCCGAGACGUGCGGAAUUGCGGCCUACGAACAGCUUUUUGCGGCGGAUCGGUGGCUGAUGCUGGACAAGAUGUUCUGCAAGACGUUCAACAAAGUGUAUGAAAUGCACGACCCGCCGUCGCUGUGCAUUGCGCUGCACGCUGGGCUAUCGACGCUGAAUACACGCGCGUGUCAUCGCAUCCGAAGCGCAAACGCGAAGGCUGUGCUUUCGACGAAUGGAUCCCGAAGCAAGAGAAGUCGUCAAGAGAGAGAAGGAGGUGCUGACAACGGUACUGGCAACAACAAAGAGAUUGGUGCUGCAAGCGACGAGGGAUCGAUUGGGUUAAGCGCAGCGUUUGAGGCGAAAAGCGACGAUUCUGAUAACAGCGGCCAAGUAGCUGCUGGCUGCAACAAACGCGUACACGCUUGUGCCGAACCACCCGUACCCAUCUGCCCGGCAUGUAGUGAAGUGGGCAGUCAACUGUGCACGGGACUUCCAUUUGCGUACCAUCCGCACUCGCGACUGGUUUGCCGCGUUACUCAAAGUGUCAUGGACGAGCACAACCCUCCACUUGUACUGCCUAAUGGUCGUGUGUACAGCAAGCGAGGGAUUGAGCUGCUUACACAGCAAAGCGCCAGCGGGAAGAUCAGGUGUGUGGAUACCCACGAGGAAUUUUCGCCGGGCGAUGUCAAGCCUGUUUACAUCCUUUAG
Molecule: messenger RNA, 1437 nt
Organism: Hyaloperonospora brassicae
Lineage: Eukaryota; Oomycota; Peronosporomycetes; Peronosporales; Peronosporaceae
Source: the annotation of a GenBank genome assembly